Messenger RNA from Daucus carota subsp. sativus, 937 nucleotides. RefSeq lists its product as uncharacterized. The coding region runs from base 82 to 504 and encodes 140 amino acids. The transcript has 7 exons. The record is from RefSeq and is a predicted model, not a curated record. Lineage: Eukaryota; Viridiplantae; Streptophyta; Magnoliopsida; Apiales; Apiaceae.
AGCAAAGUUCCAGCAAAAAGGUUCAUCAGCACCUGCUGCUAAAAAUGGUCUGUUGCAGCCAAAAAGAAGUUUGAAGCAGUGAUGAAUCUGAUUCAGACUCUUCAGAUUCUGAGGAGGAAGAUGAACCCAAGGGCAAGCUGCAGUGAAGAAGACUCCUGCAGCACCUGUUGCCAAAAAUGGCUCUGCUGCAGCCAAGAAAAAGCCGAUAGUAGUGAUGAUUCAGAUUCUGAAGAUGAGUCUGAUGAUGAAGAUGAAACUCCUGCAAAGGUAGCUCCAAAAAAGGCGACUGCUGUAUCUUCCAACGGAAAGGAUGAGUCAGAGGUAGUGACUCUGAUGAUGAGUCAGAUGACAGUGACUCUGAUGAGAAGAAGCCAAAAGCUGCUGCACCCAAAAAAGCUGAGAGCUCUGAUGAGGAGAGUUCUGAAGAGGAUUCCGAUGAAUCUGAGGAUGAGACAAAAAAGCUCCCAAGACACCAAAGCAAAAGGUAUGUGCAAUACCCAAUAAUUUUAAUUGUGUUGCUGAAUUAUUGCUUUUUGCUUCAGGAUUAAUGUUUUUGUGACUUUUGUUGAACAGGCGGUGUGGUGAUGUAGAAAUGGUAGAUGCGAUUUCUGCAAAGUCAAAUAUAAAGAGUGCUCCCAAAACCCCCAAUACUCCUCAAGUUGAAGCCACUGGAUCAAACUCUUUUCCUGGGCAAUCUAUCAUUCUCUAUUGAGGAAGCUGAUGUGAAGAAUUUCUUUAAGUGCUGGUGAAGUUGUUGAUGUUCGUUUUGCUACUGAUAAGAGAAACAGGGGACUUCAAGGGAUUUGGCCAUGUUGAGUUUGCCACAGUAGAAGCAGCUCAAAAUGCUCUUAAUUUAGCUGGUCAAGAUCUUGUUGGUCGUCAGGUUAGACUUGAUUUGGCCCGGGAGGAGGUGCAUUCACUCGCCAGCCAGCGGGUA